UUUGUCGCGGAACUGGUUCAGAGAGGUGCUGUACGUCUCCAUCAUGUCGGACAAUCGGCGAGACCUCCGAAAUCCUCAAAUUAUGUAAAAAUGGAUAAGCUGCAUAUUCAGUGUAUAAUGUGAAAGCGAUAAUUAUGAUAUUGAUGUAAAAAUGGGGAACUGUUUGUGCCCAGAUAACUCCAAUCUUAACAAUUCGGCCGCUCAGCCCGCGUCAAAUGUCCAGCCUCCUCAGCUGAAACCACCAGAGCCAAAUGGAGCAAUUGUUUCUCCAAAUCAAGUGACGAUAACAACACCUCCACAGCCGGCUAGUCCUGUGAUUAAUCCACUAACAGUUCUUCCGCAGUCCGGCCCUACUCCUGAGUCGACCCCCUCCACAGUCAAAACAUUUGUAGCUCUUUAUGAUUAUGAUGCGAGAACCGAUGAAGAUCUCAGCUUUCGUAAAGGAGAGCAUUUAGAGAUAAUAAAUGACACACAAGGUGACUGGUGGCUUGCUAGGUCAAGGACAACCAAAAAUGAAGGCUACAUACCAUCCAACUAUGUAGCUAAACUUAAGAGUUUAGAAUCAGAACCGUGGUAUUUUGGUAAGAUUAAGCGAGUUGAAGCUGAAAAGAAGUUGUUAUCUGUAGAGAAUGAACAUGGUGCUUACCUUAUCAGAGACAGUGAAAGCAGGCGCAAUGACUAUUCUCUUUCUGUGAGAGAUGGAGACACAGUGAAGCACUACAGAAUUCGACAGCUGGAUGAGGGAGGGUUCUUCAUUGCUCGUCGUGUCACCUUCCGAACUCUGUCGGAGCUAGUGGAUCACUAUAACUUGGAGGCUGACGGACUAUGUGUUAACCUUCGCAGGCCCUGUACUCAGAUAGAAAAACCACAGACAAUAGGAUUGUCUUAUAACACCAAAGACCAAUGGGAGAUCCCCAAGUCCUCACUGAAACUGCUGAGAAACAUUGGGCAUGGUCAGUUUGGAGAGGUAUGGGAGGGUCUGUGGAACAGCACCACCCCUGUUGCCAUCAAAACUCUGAAACCAGGAACAAUGGAUCCUAAGGAUUUCCUGGCAGAAGCACAGAUAAUGAAGAAGCUGAGACAUCCCAAAUUGAUCCAGUUGUAUGCAGUGUGUACACAAGAUGAGCCUAUCUACAUCAUCACUGAACUGAUGCGGCAUGGUAGCUUACUGGAAUACUUACAGGGUAAGGGCAGGACUCUGAAGCUGCCACAGUUGAUUGAUGUGGCUGCUCAGAUUGCUAGUGGUAUGGCGUAUUUGGAAUCACAGAACUACAUCCACCGUGACCUGGCUGCCCGUAAUAUACUCGUAUCCGACAACAACACUGUCAAAAUAGCCGACUUUGGAUUAGCCAGAGUUAUAAAGGAGGAUGAAUAUGAAGCAAGAGUGGGUGCCAGGUUCCCGAUCAAAUGGACAGCACCUGAAGCUGCCAACUACAACCGCUUCACCAUUAAGUCAGAUGUGUGGUCAUUCGGAAUCCUCCUGACAGAAAUUGUUACUUAUGGAAGAAUACCAUAUCCAGGUAUGACCAAUGCCGAAGUCCUUCACCAAGUAGAACAUGGCUACAGAAUGCCCUGUCCCCCGAACUGUCCCAAGCCUCUGUACGAUAUCAUGCUGGAGUGUUGGAGGAAGGAGGAGAUGGAGAGACCCACUUUUGAGACCUUGCAGUGGAAGCUGGAGGAGUUCUUCACCAUAGAGGGCUCCGACUACAAGGAAGCGGCCAGUGUCAGAUAAAGUCCCACUACUCACGUACAGGAAUCUAUUGCUGCCUGACUCUUUUUUGUGCUCACUGUUGACGUUGACUUGAGGGGUUGUCGAGGAGGACUCUGACAGAGCCACGGAUUCACCGAGUCCAUGACCAAGUGGAACACAUUGCUGUAUUAUCUGCUCAUUAGCUUUUAUUUAGUGCAAUCGAUGAAGCAAAGCUUUUGUACAGGUUGUAGUUUAAGUUUCAGAGCUGCUUCAAGAGUGAUGUUUUUAAAAAGAAAUCUUUUUAUCUAGUCAAUAUGAUUCAGGUUUAGAGCAAAAAUGUGUAUGCCUUUUCAGAACAGAGGUAGAAACAGCAAUAUUCCUGGUUGUUCAUCAUUCAAGGGGCAGUAUUAUAACAUAUUAUGACUACUAUCAAGAUUGUUUUAAAAAGUUUAACAAGAUUUUAUAAAUACCCAGUAUAUAUAUAUGCAUGUAUAUAAAAAUGAUUAUGGAAAUAACUUUGCAUAAUUUAAAAAAAUUAUUUCAAUAGAAUAUCAUGAAUAAUUAUAUAUUUGAAAUGUAUGGCAUAUAUUUUGGACCGAGUACCAGCAAGAAUAAGUCGUAAACAUGAUUCUAUUUGUAUUUGAUGUUGUAUUUUUUAGAUGCUUUAUUUGCAUUAACCAACUCAACAAACAUACCUUAGGUUGUGAGAGAAAUUUUCAGUAGGUUGUAUUUUAAUCAUAUAAAACAAGGAAUGGUGCCAAAAAAGUUUCUUAAUACACUGUACUUUGUUUAACUUAUCUCCACUGAUUCAAUUUCUGAAACAUAGUUCAGUGCCCCUACACUUAAUAUCAUAUUAGAGUAUCAUUAUUGUAGAAUAUCAGUAUCGGUUCAUUUCUAACACAAAGGUUGUCUUAAGGUUCAAGUGUAACAGAGAAAGGUUGUCUUAAGGUUUAUGUUUAGCCAAGAGAAAGUUUGGUGGAGUCUAUGACCACAAACUAGUUUGGAACUUGAUCAAUAUCCUCAUGGUCCUUCCAUGGAGUUAAGAAGAAAUUGUAACCAAAUGCAUUUUUUUCAUAACAUCACAUCGGAUUUGCAAUGAUCAUCGCACUUGUAUACUGAUUAUAAUCCAUGAAUUUUCAGUUCAUACUUUUUCUGUUUAGAAGGUGCAAUGCAUGAUAUGUAUUGUGUGAAUAAGUAAGAGCAUUAUUGUUACCCAAUGUGUGAACCAUUCAGAACAGUUUGUAAAAUGCACAACUCAGCAGGUGCAACCCCAGGAACAAUUUUAAAAUGUAUGUACAUUGUGUCAUUUUUAUGAAAUAAGGUUGUACUCUUUUAAGCAGUUACUUAGUUGUAUUUUUUAGUGUACCACUGCAUCCUUGGUAGACCAGCUGUCUGUACCCAUUCAUGUGCUAAGGACCAGUUAUCUCCCCUUUCUGCCUCUGUUAUUAACACGUCAGUGCUCUGUAGUCUGUCACAUUUGUCAUUAUUAAUUGUCAUGUGAAGUAUAUAUUGUCAUCAAAUAAAAAAAUACUAAUUAAAAAA
Molecule: messenger RNA, 3232 nt
Organism: Magallana angulata
Lineage: Eukaryota; Metazoa; Mollusca; Bivalvia; Ostreida; Ostreidae
Product: tyrosine-protein kinase Src42A-like
Exons: 8
Coding region: 152-1732 (526 amino acids)
Biological process (GO): protein phosphorylation; cell surface receptor protein tyrosine kinase signaling pathway; cell differentiation
Cellular component (GO): extrinsic component of cytoplasmic side of plasma membrane
Molecular function (GO): signaling receptor binding; ATP binding; non-membrane spanning protein tyrosine kinase activity
Source: RefSeq, a predicted model, not a curated record